GGACUUGUGCGGUAGGCUGGUUGGGUAAGUGUGUAAGCAUGUUGCCAAGCGCUCCCUCUAGUGGUGCGAGGAGAGUCCGCCAGAACACAGUCAGUACUACAGUAGUGACAGGCGAGGGGGAGGCAGAGAGCUGGAAGCUCCGGAUCCAUCUUCAUGAGAAAAGAAGCGAGAGAGAGCGAGUCCCGGCUUCAGUUCUCGAAAGCGGCGUCUUCUUGUGUCAUCCGUGCCAGGGAGCCCGAGGAGGGACCUGUGCCAGCGUCUGUAGGAUGUCCCGACAUGAAGGUGUCAGCUGUGAUGCAUGUUUAAAAGGAAACUUCCGAGGUCGCAGAUACAAGUGUUUAAUUUGCUACGACUACGACCUGUGUGCAUCUUGUUAUGAAAGUGGAGCCACCACAACGAGACACACAACGGAGCAUCCAAUGCAGUGUAUAUUAACAAGGGUAGAUUUUGAUUUGUAUUAUGGCGGAGAAGCUUUUUCAGUAGAGCAGCCGCAGUCUUUUACAUGUCCUUAUUGUGGGAAAAUGGGUUAUACGGAGACAUCUCUACAAGAACACGUUGCGUCGGAGCAUGCAGAAACAUCCACAGAAGUGAUAUGUCCAAUAUGUGCAGCGUUACCAGGAGGAGAUCCCAAUCAUGUCACAGAUGACUUUGCAGCUCAUCUUACACUUGAACACAGAGCUCCCAGAGAUUUAGAUGAAUCCAGUGGUGUUCGGCACGUACGUAGGAUGUUUCACCCUGGUCGGGGUUUGGGAGGUCCUCGCGCACGUAGAUCAAACAUGCACUUUACUAGCAGUUCAACUGGUGGGCUCUCAUCUUCACAGAGUUCAUCAUAUUCUCCAAGCAAUAGGGAAGCCAUGGAUCCUAUAGCUGAGCUUUUAUCUCAGUUAUCAGGGGUGAGACGCUCAGCGGGUGGACAGCUGAACUCUUCCGGCCCAUCGGCCUCCCAGUUACAGCAACUGCAGAUGCAGCUGCAGCUGGAAAGGCAACAGGCGCAGGCAGCGCGGCAACAGUUGGAGUCGGCACGCAAUGCAACGAGACGCACCAACACAAGCAACGUCACCACCGCCGUCACACAAUCGACAGCAACGACAAACACAACCACCACAGAAAACAAUCAGCAGACUACCCACAAUUCACAGUUCCUCCUUUCGCGGUUGAACGAUCCUAAGAUGUCUGAGGUAGAACGCCAGUCCUUGGAAAGCGAGCGGGCAGACCGAAGCCUGUUUGUCCAAGAGCUUCUCCUCUCUACCUUGAUGCGGGAAGGAAGUUCUUCCUCAGACGAGGACGAACGGGGAGAAUUUGCAGAUUUUGGUGCUAUGGGCUGUGUAGAUAUUAUGCCUUUAGAUGUUGCUUUAGAAAACCUGAAUUUAAAAGAGUGUAAUAAAGGAAAUGAGCCUCCGCCACCUCCUCUUUGACAUCCCACUUCGCAGACAAUGUCCUCUGUGCUGUAACUGCCAAUGAAAGUGGACAACAACUAUCUUUUGGGUUUGUUUUGGUGAUUGUAAUUUCAGGUCUGUCACUCUUGUUAAAUUGUGUACAUUCAAAAAGGAACGGGAGAAAUGUAUAUAUAUAUAUAUAUAUAUAUAUAUAUAUAUAUAUAUAUAUAUAUAUAUAUAAUAAAAAGAUAAUCAAUUCCACAUAACAAAUUUUUACUUCUAGCAGGUAAAUGUAGGUAGCAGUGCCAGAGGCAAUUUUUGCUUCCUGUUCCUUGACAUGCAAAAGGCUCCCCUAAUGCCCCACAUUCGUACUGAAAAGGAAACAAAACAGUAUAUUGGGGAAAAAAAUCUCUAAUGAAGCUGCUGUGUGUAUUUAUGAAUAUUAAUGAAUAAAAACUGCUUGGAUGGUUUACCUUAACUACUGCAUGAGGUUUUUUGCAGCGUGCAUGAGUUUUAGUGACCCUGUCAUUUAACAAAAAAAUAUAUGUAUAAUCCCAAAGCUUUCUUUGAAAAUGUUAUUUAAGGGUUACCAGAUCAGGAUUAUGAAACUAAAAGAAAACCAAGUUCGCAAACACAAGCAGAGGGACAGUUUUGAAACCUGCAGUAGCCGUUGCUUACUGCAGUGUUAACCAUUUACAGCACGUUUGAGGCAAUCUCUGCCGCCGCUUUUCUCUGUGUCCUUUUACUCCAGUGUAACAUUGCUGUCUGUGACUGGUUUUGUCUGACCUUGCUAGUCUGCACCAUAUAUGUCAUUCAUUCAACACCUCCACGCAUCUGCGGAAGACCUGUAUCGGCCAUCCGGCUGACCUAAAGAACUGCUCCAAAAAGGGCCUUUGAGAGCCCUGAAAGAAAACUCUUCUUACAAAGCAAGUGUUCAUAGUUGCUUAUGAUUUUUUCGUUUCCUAUAUUGUGAUUGUUUAAAAUGAUAUCAAAUUGUUUAACACAAUGUUUUAAUCCAGGUGUAGUUUAUUCAUUUAUUCACUGUACAGAAAAGAAAAGUAAACCCUGAAUUCUGUUUGUUUUUAUUUUUUGGUAGUGUGUGGUUUUUUUUUUUUAAAAACGCUUCUUCCAAUAUUCUUUUUGUUCCCCACACAGGAAGUAUUACAAGUUCUUAUUUAUGUAAUGUGCUUUACUUAGUUUAUGGAGAACAUUUUGUAUCAGGAGAGAUUUAAGGAUUAUAAAAUCACAGCCAUUGUUUCAGUAUAUUAUAAAAUAUUUGGAAUUCUCUUUGCUAAUGUUGGCACCUUUUUAUUUAUUCUGAAUUGAUUUUUUCUAAAGUGAAACAAUUUUUUUUUUUUUUUGAAUCAUGCCACCUACAUGCCUAUACUAUUAAUCCUUUAUGUAAAAUACAAUGAGAUGUAUAUUGAAUUUGUGCGUAAACUUUCAUAAUGGCUCUAGAACAGGGACAGCUUUUUUCUUUUUUUUGAAUGUAAAGCUAGAAUUCAACGACAAAUAAAAUUGCACACAGCUUUUAAUGAAAAUAUCAA
Messenger RNA from Acipenser ruthenus (sterlet), 2923 nucleotides. RefSeq names its product E3 ubiquitin-protein ligase KCMF1. Gene Ontology annotation, molecular function: zinc ion binding. Gene Ontology annotation, biological process: synaptic signaling. The record is from RefSeq and is a predicted model, not a curated record. The transcript has 7 exons. Bases 39 to 1415 code for a protein of 458 amino acids. Gene Ontology annotation, cellular component: plasma membrane. NCBI's taxonomy places the organism in Eukaryota, Metazoa, Chordata, Actinopteri, Acipenseriformes, Acipenseridae.